AUGCCCUCCGCCGCGUUCACAAAGGCUGCAGAUGACAGCAAGAAGCUACUUGCCAAGCCCUCUAAUGAAGAGCUACUGGAGCUUUACUCCCUUUUCAAGGUCGCCAAUGGCGAGGACAUCUCCAAGGCCACUGCCCCAGGCAUGUUCGACUUGAAGGGCAAAGCCAAAUACAAGGCAUGGCAAAAGGAAGUCGAUGCCGGCACCUCUGCUGCCGAUGCGGAGACACGCUAUGUUGCUCUCGUCGAGAAGCUCAAGGGAGCAUACGGCUACGAUGCGAACAAGAAGCCGGAGGCUGUUGGAGCAAGCUAG
This is a messenger RNA of Exophiala aquamarina CBS 119918, 309 nucleotides long. Its product is annotated as diazepam-binding inhibitor (GABA receptor modulator, acyl-CoA-binding protein). The record is from RefSeq and is a predicted model, not a curated record. Bases 1 to 309 code for a protein of 102 amino acids. Gene Ontology annotation, biological process: fatty acid metabolic process. Lineage: Eukaryota; Fungi; Ascomycota; Eurotiomycetes; Chaetothyriales; Herpotrichiellaceae. The transcript has 3 exons. Gene Ontology annotation, molecular function: long-chain fatty acyl-CoA binding.